AUGUUUCGUCUCGUCCUCAUCGUCACCAUCAUCACCACCCUCAUCAGCGCUGCCUCCGCCGUAGUCUGCACCCAAGCCGAAACCUACUGCGGCUCGCGCCUUCUCAAAGUUGACUCCAACAACCGCAAGGCGAUUGAAGGCGCCCUGUCAUCAGGAAGACAGUCCAUUGACGACGCGCACAUCAAGCAGUCCAUCUUCUGGUGUGCCCCAUCAGGUGUCCCUGUCCCGGGCGACUCGGGCCUCCUCUUUAUCACCUACUGCGGUCCCGAGAACAUUUGCCAGGAAGCCGGGGCGCUCGGUGGCGUCGGCGAUGCUUGCGCGCCGUCUAUGGGCGGUGGACUCAGUCAU
Colletotrichum godetiae is the source of this 348-nucleotide messenger RNA. RefSeq lists its product as uncharacterized. The record is from RefSeq and is a predicted model, not a curated record. The transcript is spliced from 2 exons. The annotation marks the transcript as partial. Lineage: Eukaryota; Fungi; Ascomycota; Sordariomycetes; Glomerellales; Glomerellaceae.